This is a messenger RNA of Cynara cardunculus var. scolymus (artichoke), 744 nucleotides long. Its product is annotated as homeobox-leucine zipper protein HOX24-like. Gene Ontology annotation, molecular function: sequence-specific DNA binding; DNA-binding transcription factor activity, RNA polymerase II-specific. Bases 1 to 744 code for a protein of 247 amino acids. The record is from RefSeq and is a predicted model, not a curated record. Gene Ontology annotation, cellular component: nucleus. NCBI's taxonomy places the organism in Eukaryota, Viridiplantae, Streptophyta, Magnoliopsida, Asterales, Asteraceae. Gene Ontology annotation, biological process: positive regulation of DNA-templated transcription. The transcript has 2 exons.
AUGGAUGAUGAUGAAAACCUUGGGAAACGUGAARGAAAACUUGCAAGUCAACAUUUGGAUACCCACCAAACAGUAGGACCCGACCCACUUUCCAUAAAUAGAAAUAGCCCUCUCUCAUACUCAUACCCACCAUCAACCACCCCCAUAUCUUCUUCCCUUUUGGAGCUAGAGAGCAAUCAUACAACCAUGAACAACUUCCAUAACCAAAAAACAAUCUCCCCCCAUAGACACACCACCAAGAGACUAACCGAAGAUCAAGUUCGGCUCCUGGAGUCGAGUUUCGACUCCACCAAGAAACUUGAACCCGAGCGAAAACAACAGCUUUCGCGCCAGCUUGGGAUCCCGCCUCGGCAAAUCGCCAUCUGGUACCAAAACAAACGGGCCCGUUGGAAGAAUCAAAGCCUGGAGCAUGACUACUCUAUGCUCCAGCUCCAGUUGCAGGCCACCCUUUUGGAGACUAGACACCUCCAGAAGGAAGUGGAACACCUUCGAGCGGAGCUCAAUAAGGUACGAGGGGAACAAUUAGCACGGAAUUAUAAGUAUCAACGACCUCCUCCUGUCGAUUCUUCCUUCUCGAGAUGCGGUGAAGACGUUGGAAGUUCAUCGAGAAGCUUAGAAAACGAUCAUGUCGACAAUUUGUAUUGUUAUGGGGAACAAGUUUUUCAAGUAGAGGAGAUGUAUGCUGCUGCUUGUAUGAUGGGUGCUGAUCUUGGACUCUUUGGAUCCAAAACAAACUUAUUUUAG